Messenger RNA from Coregonus sp. 'balchen', 2172 nucleotides. The record is from the annotation of a GenBank genome assembly. NCBI's taxonomy places the organism in Eukaryota, Metazoa, Chordata, Actinopteri, Salmoniformes, Salmonidae.
GCAACGAUCCAAAUCUAUUUGUUGUGCUCCCUGAAUCAAGAAUGGAUAGGAAAGCUGAAGUUGAUAACCUCGAAACGCGCCUUGAGACGCUGGAAAGUCGUAUAUACGGUGAAAGAAGGAACAAGGGAGGGAAACCCGUGAAGGUUUGCCAAUAAUAUUUCAUAUUAGAAAUGCAGAAUAGUGAUUCAACUGGCUGCUAGCUUUGGCUAGCUAGCUAGCGAACCCCCUUUUUGCACACAAAUUUUAUACAAUCAAUGUUUAGACAUCAAGAUUAUGUGUGUGAAGAACAGCUAUGCCAGUGCAUUCCAAUUAGUUACAAUCCAACAUGUUAAUGUUGAGCGAGUACUUGCUAACUAGAUAGCUAGCUAAAUAACUCACAAUGCCAGCACAGCUAUAAACACAGUUUAUUUUCACAUUGACAGUUCGAUGAGGGCAAGUUUUGCUUUUUAGUUUAUCUUCUUUAUAUAAUGCACUCUGUUCCGUAGUGCGCCGAUUCCCUCUCCAGAGUUCAGGCCGCCCUUGCAAACACUGCAAAUAAGAGGGAACGAGUGAAGAUUCUACACAAAAAGAGUGAGUGACAUCUUAGACAACACAUAACUGUGACUUGGAUGGGACACAUUAUUACCAGGACAAUCACAAAGAUGGGUUAAUUGUGAUUAUAUUUCCCACAUAGCAACUAAUAUAUAUUCUACAACCUUUGUUCUCUGUACAGUUGAGGACCUGCUGAAGUAUCUGGACCCUCAGUUCACUGACCACAUCACUGUUCCUGAUGCCAUGAAGCUGGAAUUCAUCCUUGCUGGUAAGAGUUUUUCAUUUAAAAUAUGUGAGUAAAUGUUGGCAAAUUUGGUCCUGCAUCAUGGUGAUUGAGUAGGCCUCUGGCAUAUGGGUAUGUGCCUCCAGUCUCAAACUCAUGCACUUGUUUCUCCCCACAGAGGAGGACUUCCUGCUUUCCCAGGCCACCCUUCUGGAGCAGGUCAGCAACCUCCAGCCACUAUUGGACAGCAACUACAUCCGAGGUCAGUGAGAGGGAAUCUAAGUACCUUUACAAAUGGUCUGUGUGAAGUGUUGAUGGGAUGAAGGGUUAAAUAAUGUUUAUGUUGAACGCAACUCAGUGUAAAGUUCUCAUUCACAGAUGUGCCAGAGCAUGCCACCAAGCUACAGCGUUUGUCUCAGAUUCACAUCAAAGAGCAGGUAUGAACCCCCCCCCUUUACUUAUUCUCGCCCCUCUUUUCUUGAUUUUGUCUUUCCUCACAAGUCAAUCUAGACAUGUUAGAAUGACUUGUGAAUUGCAGUAUCUUGGUGACACCAUACUUGUCAUUUUCCCAAAGGACCAAACUGAGGCCCAGUCCCUAGAGGUGAAGAAGCUGUUUGAGGAGUACAACAAAAUGGUACCUUUCCUUCAUUAUAAUGGCAAAUACUGUCUUGAUGGAUUAAUGGAAUUAUUGAAGUGAAUAAAUAACACUGAUCAAGCCAGAGGAAGAUGUAUCGGAGGUUAGCUAGUGAAACUUUGAAGAGUACAUUGGCUGUCAUGUCUUCUGACCUCCUCGGUCAGAUGAAUGAAAGUGAGUGGUUGCUAAAAGUAAUUAGCUAGCUUGUUGUUUCUGUCACAAGUCAUGUUGAACUCUGAGAAAUGUCUGGGCUAAUGGAAUGAACUGCCUGGCCCACCAAAUGAUCUUUGAACCUUGACCUCUUUGGCAGAUGUUCCUGCUGUCCAAGCAGUUCACCCAGUGGGAUGAGAGCCUGCGGAACGUGGAGGAGGCCAAGGUCAUCCGUCAAGUGGAGUAGCGACCAUGUCCAGUGAUGACCGUUAUGACAAUGUCACGGCUUGAUGUCAUCCGUGUGUCCUAUAUGCAGCUUAAUAUAACUUGCUGGAGAUUAUUGUUAUUUAUUUACAGCUACAUCUAGAGACAUUUGCAUAGUUUUUUUUUUUUUACUCCCUUCUUGUACAUUUAUUCAACAUACAAUGUACCCAUGCAUUCCAAGUCUGCAACACUGCUCCAGGCAGUCACAAGACCCUGCUUUUUUUCUGGGUCGCUUGACAGAAGAAAAGUGUAGAGAAGAAUUUGCACACUAACUUAUUUCUUCUUCCACAAGUCCUGGUUUUAAAUGGUUUUAAAUCAGACAGCAUGACCGCAAAUGUAAAGUAAUUGCAAUAAAAUCCAUAUUAUUCAA